GUAGCAGAAAUAACAUUUCUAGCGUAUAAUAAUAAUAAAUAAAGAGAAUAAAGUUUUCUAGAUCUAGAUUUAUAGCUCUAAGUAUAUUUAUAUCUAGAUCUAGAGUCACUGGAGAAUUUAGAGAUCUAGAAUAGAUCUAGAGUCUAGUAUAAGUGAAAUUAUAUAGCGCUAGAAUCUAGCUCUAGCAGACCUGUGUUGUGUAAUGUGUAGUGUGAUUUGAGACUGACCAUCACCAGACUAGACUGACCAGACUCACUCAUCAGUGAUUCAGUUUCAGUCAUUAGACGAUUAGUGAUUUAUCAUUUACUGAUUAGACAUUCAUGGACAUUACAUUUACACUGACAUUAUAGUUUACUGACUCACCACACUCACAUUGCUGUGAGAGUGAGAGACUCUGACUCACUGCUAUACUAGCCUGCCUAUACACUCAUACUGACUCUCUCAUAAACUCAUAGUCAUAGUAAGAUAGUACUCACACUACAUGACUACACUGUAGUGUACAGUGAAAACAGUGACACUGACAGUCUACAGUGACUAGUGACUGACACUUCUGACAGUUCUGAGCUCAUGAAAAACUGUUGAGGCUUAGUGUUCAAUGCCAGUCAGAGUUGAAUGUACUAGAAAUCUAAUCUAGAUCUAGAUCUGCCUUCACAGAUACCACUGGCUUGGCUUCCAGCUUAGUUUGACCAUGAUCAAUAACAAUCUAUAGGCACUAUGCUAUAGCAUUAAUAUGGCAAUGAUCAUCUUCAUCAAGUUUAUGCAACCAUGUUUACAUUGUCUGGAUGCUUGAAUUAUAACUGUAGUCUUCUUUCAAGCAUAGGAGAGCUGAAAGCUGGUUACGUAAUACAUUCUGCAGUAUUAAGAAAUUCUGCAAAUAGUGCAGGUUAAAAAUUUUGUCAAGAAGAUGCGAAUAGAAUUGUUUGAACUCAACUUUAGCAGAGCAAAUGCUAUUUAUAUUGCUGGCCAGUCUGUGAGUGGGAGUGUAGUGAUUAAGCUUGCCAAAAAGACAUGGAUAAAUUCUAUUGAUAUCAAGUUUACUGGGAUAGCCAGAUCAAAAUGGGAUGUGCCUAAUGGCGAAUCAUCCAAACAUUAUCAAGCUCAAGAGAUUUACAUGGACAGUGAAUAUCAGCUCUACAAAAGCAGAAGUCAAACUGACAACAUUCCUGAAGGUAUGCAUGUGUUUCCAUUUGACUUUGAGUUGCCAGCAGAUGUCCCUUCAUCUUUUGAAGGCCGCAGAGGCUAUGUCCGCUACAUGUGUACUGUCACAUUAGACAGAGGCUGGAAGGGUGUUCUGCAGAUGGAGCAGGACUUGACAGUUAUCAGACAUUUGGAUCUGUCUACAGUGCAGGGUGCAUCUCUACCACAGUAUUUAGAGAAGGAGCAGACUUAUGAAGGUUGCUGCUGUGAUUCAGGGUGUGUUUAUACACAUCUUUGGCUGGAGAAGAGUGGCUUUGUUCCUGGCGAGCCAUUACACUAUGACAUCUUAGUUAAUAACAAGGCCACAUCCUCCAUUUGUGGUGUGGUCUUGUCAUUGUUUCAGACUGUGCGCUAUACUGGCUACAGUGACAGCUUAUUUUCCUCUGGGAAUCCUAAAUAUCAUGACAAAGUCAACAAUUGGGUGCUUUUUGAGACAGAUGAUGAAAUCAGAGCUGGAAAGGCUUGUCGUUAUGUCAAUUAUUGCACUAUACCAGCAGUAGCCCCAUCAUUACUUGAAGGUUGUAAUAUUAUUGACAUCAUGUAUGAAAUACAAGUUGAAGUCCCAGUGGGCUGGAAAGUGGUUAUUCUCAAAGGCAACAUUUUUAUUGGCACCAUUCCUCUUAGAGCCAAUUCCCAAGUGCCAGAUGCAGAAGAUGAACUUACUUCCCCACCAUUCAGACAGAAUUUCGAAUUGCCACCAUCCUAUGAAGAGUGUGUAUUUGGCAGAAUGGAAUCCCAAGAGAGAGAAGCUGAAAAUAAUGUUGAAGAGAAUGCUAGCCAAACUGGUCAGGACGCCUCAGCUACUGAAGCAACAUCAUCUCGACGCAGCAGGUUGCGACGCCUUCCUAGCUACCCUUACUACAACAGUGAGCACUUUGCCAUCACUUCCUCUGGUGUUGAUGCUGCUCAUCAGGUUAUUAACAAUUAUCCUCACCCUCCUCCUUUGACAGCUGAUGGAUACACCUCUGUGCCAAUAACUGAGCAGCCUGUCUCAUCUCUUCCACCACCCCCCAGCUAUGACUCCCUCCAUUACAGAGUCUCAGCAUAGAGUCAACCAAGUAGAUGUGUGCUGAUCCUCAAAUGACACUUGUAUAUAUGUUAGUUGUUGACAACUAAGGGGAGAACUCAACAAACUCUUAAGGCCAGUGCUAUACAGAAUUCAUGUCUCUUUACUUUUCAGUAUUUAUGAUGCCAUUUUAUAUUAUAAAACAACAUUUGAAAACUUUGUCAUAUGGUAUUAAUGUAACAAUUUUUCUAAUCUUUAGUAUUAUUUUUUGUACUCGUUGCUCACUGGUCAUGCUACUUGAAUACAUUAAGUAUUACAAAUAUACAUUGUACUAAACAUUCUUUUCCUAUAUCUUUUCUUCUGACCUUCUUACUCCUUAGCAAUGAGUUCCAAGUAAAGAUUGUUGUAAACUUACCCAUUGACUUUAUUCUGUCUUAGAUCACAUUGGUUUUAAGUGGUUGAGGGGACAAAGUUUUAGACUUUUGUUGGCUAUUUAUGAGCAUAGUUAAAGUAGACCUUGCGCUCUAUAGGGCAGAUGAUGUAAAGGUCAUCUGUUUCUGUGGCCUAUGGUUAAUGAGGGUUUGUGUGGCCAGCAUAACGAUCAACCGCCUUUACUUUUCCUCAACUAAUGUCAGGUACCCAUUAUAGACUCAGAGGCGCCCAAAGAUCCCGAAAUUUAAAAUCCCAGUCUUUACCAAGAUUUGAACCCGGGAUUCCCGGUUCAAAAGCCAAGUGCUUUACCGCUCAGCCACCAUGCCUACAUUUAUGAGCAUAAAGUGUUGCUAAAAUUAUGCAGAAGUUUUACAUGUGUGGCAAAUGUUUAAUUGUCAUAUUAUAGUUAUUCUUGGACAGGGGGAGAACUGUACAUUUUACAUUGGAUAUUAAUUUCAUGUUAAACAUGUUUUAUGUUUUGGUAUUUGACUUUUAGACAUAGUCUUCAAAGUCUCUAGUGUAACAUAGAGUUCUUUUUAUUUUAUCUUGAUCAUCUGCUUUGUUGAUCUUUUCCCAUUUUUUCUUUGUUUUUCCCAUGUUUCUAAAAAGAUUAACAACUUUUAGUUCCAAUAGAAGUUGGUUUUUACUAUGGAGGUGGUCACAAAACAAUUUUGGGAUUUGCACACCUGUAUAACAGAUGAUCUCAUACAGCAUUCUAGAGUCAGUGCCUAGAGCCUUUUUUGUUUCUUCAUCACCCUGUGCAGACUCAGCAUUAACUACACAAUUGUGUGAUGCCCUUUAGUCCCCAGGAUCUACUUUCAGCAAAGUAUCAGGUUUGAGAUGAAUUCUGACCUUCUCAUCUUGUAACUAUGGUCAUCAUGAUUUCUAUGCAUUGUCUCAAUGAAUAAUAGAAGGAAGAAAUUAUUUUGAUUCUCAUGAAUCACCAGUUGUGCAAUUCUUAAUUGGUCCAAGUUUCAUCAUAUAUUUCAUAGUCUGUUAUUGUCCUUAUUGACAACAGCUAACAUAGUUUAGAGUUUUCGUUUCCUAGGUGGAGGGUCAACCAAGUUCCUCUUGCUUUGUUUACAUGUAUAGCAAUUCACAAGGAAUCAUUCAUUGAUGCUUAAAAAACUAAUUGUGUUAAAUGUAAAUCAUUUAUACAUAUAUUAAUCUCGUUGUAUAUAGAGUCACUACAUACAAACUUUACAAUUUUUUUGGUUGGGAUCUGCUGAAAGACAUGUGUACCUGUGUACUUAACAUUUCUGUCUGUGAAAUCCUUUUAUGAAUUGCCAGGAGAGCUUCUCCUUUGAUUUAGUUGAUAUUUUUACCUGUGAUACAUUUGAUACUUUGUUUUAUGGAAUUCCAUAUUUUUGAGCUCAGCGUCUUAUUUAAAAACAUUCAUAUUGCAGGAAGAAAUUGUAUCUAUGUCCAAUUUAAUUAGCAGACUUGUACGUUAAAAAGUACUUUCAAACAAAACUGUUAAGAAGGUAAGUCACACUCUAAAAAAUUUACUGCUAGUGCAGGUGAUCUUUUAAAAUAUGAAGUCUCUAGAGUUAUUAGCACAAUAUUAUUAAACAGCUUGAAUUCAUUUAUAGUGAUUAAAAGUGCUUGUUUAUUGUAUUUUGUUUAUUUUUAUACUUGGGGGCCAAGAAAAACCCAACAUUAAAUACAGUUGUAAUGUAUGCUAAGUUCAAGUCUUUUUGUCGGGUUUGUAUAUAAUGUCAUGUACAGUGUCAGUACAUUCAAUAUUUGAUCAUGUCAUAUCCAUGUUCAUACCUUCACCAGUCCUUUAGCCUGCUGGUUUAUUGGGGCACCACAUGUCUCUCUCCAUUCCUCUGUGUCUUUUGCCAUGGUUAAGAGUCCUAUCAAGUACCUUGAACAUUAAGUAUAUAUUUAUGCCAUAUUAGAUCUAAAUUCUUCGAUAUUUAAUAAUUUGGCAUUUCACAGUAUGAAUUAGAGCAUUUAGUAUUUUGUCAUGUCAUAUUAAUAUGUUUAGAUUUGAUGUAUUUAUUUCAUUUGUACUUUUGUACCAACUGUAUAUAUAUAUAUAUAUAAUAUAUAUUAUUUGAUAUAGUUUGUUUUUAAACGGUGCUUCAACUUCCUGAAUCAAACUUAAAUAUUACCUGAUCAUCAAUAUAUUAUUGUUUUAUGUGUAUGACUUCAUACUUUUUCAUUUGGCUGUGAUUGAUGGACUCUAAUAUUUUCUUUUGUAGUCAUUUUUUGCUUGUUUUUAUAAUAUAUACCUAUAAAUUUUAUACAUGAAAAAAAAAAAAUUUGACAUUGUAAAGUGUAAAAUGUUCUUCACAUAUAUUCAACUUUAUUUGUAACAGACUUGAGCUUAAAAAAAAAGAUAUUAUAGUCUGCUCUUUCUACAGCAUAGGCCUACUGUGAGCUCUAGUCCAGUGCUUGUCUAGCAACAACAUAGGCCUACUGUGAGCUCUAGUCCAGUGCUUGUCUAGCAACAACAUAAGUCUAUUGAGCUCUGGUCUAUUGUUUGUCUAGCAACAGCAUUGAGUUGUAGUCCAAUGAUUGCAAUGCUAUCUUGUAAUGAAAAAAAAAAUGUUUUUAUGCUCUCCAAUGUUUUUAAAUAGCUAAUUGUGAUCAGAAACACUUAACUACACCCCAAGUGUAGAAUGAAAGAGUAGACUAUACAUCACCAUGUGUCUCAUGUCUUCACUUGCCUGGGUGUUCAAAUAAGGUUAUGUUUCUGUUUCCUGAUGUUAGAUUGAUGACAGUUUUUAUAUGACGGAUAAUUGUGAUGUUGUUAGUUGAUCUGGAUUUAAAAAUUCAUCAAUGAAAAGAAUAUUGUAUGUUUAGUCCUCUGUUGAAAAGGUUUUCUCUCUGCAAUGUGAUGUGAACAUGCUCUUCUCUUUUUCUCUGUCUGCUGUAGUCCAAACACUUGACAAACAAUCCGUUUUAUUGUAGGCCACAGUCACUCAAGUUAUUUAAGUCUUUUUUUUUUUAUUAAGUGCAAUAUUCAAAAAAAAAAAAAGGUCUAACCUAUGCUCAAUGGAGUAAUAGUAGUAUUAAUUUGAUGAAGUCCAAUCAUUGAUUUGCAUUUAUAUAUAUUUUUGAUUUUCAAGAUUUAUUUUGUACACACAAAGUUUUUGUAUUUUAUUUUACCACAAUUUUACAACCAUAUUUUUUUUUAAUUUUUGGUUCUCCUUAGGCAAUGCACUUAACAAGAAGUCAUUAACAAACAUGGUCAUUUUUUUGUGUGUUGAUUUCUUUAUAAUUAAUAAAGCAAAAAAAUGGUUUUGUUUUAAAACAUAUUUCUCAUUACUGUAGUUUCCAAACAGCUGACCAAGUUUUGACUUGUGCAAAAUUAAAAUGCUUUUCUUAAA
This is a messenger RNA of Biomphalaria glabrata, 5976 nucleotides long. Its product is annotated as arrestin domain-containing protein 17-like. The transcript has 9 exons. Lineage: Eukaryota; Metazoa; Mollusca; Gastropoda; Planorbidae. Bases 905 to 2245 code for a protein of 446 amino acids. Gene Ontology annotation, cellular component: cytoplasm. Gene Ontology annotation, biological process: protein transport. The record is from RefSeq and is a predicted model, not a curated record.